Messenger RNA from Cotesia glomerata, 755 nucleotides. RefSeq lists its product as uncharacterized. The coding region runs from base 39 to 590 and encodes 183 amino acids. The record is from RefSeq and is a predicted model, not a curated record. The transcript has 2 exons. NCBI's taxonomy places the organism in Eukaryota, Metazoa, Arthropoda, Insecta, Hymenoptera, Braconidae.
UUGAGAAUAAAGUCUCUGAUACAGAAUUUACGAAAAAAAUGAAUAGAAUUCUUGAGAAUAAAAGGAAAUAUAAAAAAAAAAAAAUAUCUGUAAGUACACCUAAUGCCAUGAAAACAACCAUUAAUACCAGCAACAAAUUUCAUUCGGUCUCAUCUGAGAAAAAACAAAACGAAUCAAACGUAAAACCCCAUACGAUAACAUCACAACAUAAUCAGGAUUUAUCGAAUGCUAAACCUCAUACAAUAACGUAUCAGGACAAUCAAGUGGAACUGUCAACAAGAAAUCAAUCCAUUAAUCUGCAUAAUAAAAAUCCACAAACGCUUGAGUCACCAAUCGCAUCAACAACGAACUUCAGUUGGAAUCAAUAUGAAGUCCCACAAAUAUCCAAUCAAUCGGCAGGUGAUAAAAAUUGGGCCAACACUCCGAUUCAAUACGCUUCACCGAUAAGCGAUGGGCAGUCCUUACCAUACUACAAUAAACAUUACGAUUAUUUGUCAGACACUCUUAACACGAUGCCGAUAUUUCCUGUGGAUCUAUCUGGAGGAAGUAUCUAUGAUUCUAAUGAAUAUCCGCAUGUUAAUCGUGUUUGAAAUUGAUGUUUGACGAUAUUAGACGAUGUUAGACGAUGUUUGAAAUUGAUCUGUCAUUUUCAUAUCAUCUUUUGCUAGGUUUUGGUCCACCCCGAGUAUUCUAUUUCCUCGGUACCCGACGCAUCUGACGUGCAGAUAUGCCGGGUAUUCCCCUAUACGCCACCU